Chrysoperla carnea is the source of this 3304-nucleotide messenger RNA. It is a transcript of the gene Mcm2, whose product is annotated as DNA replication licensing factor Mcm2. Gene Ontology annotation, molecular function: single-stranded DNA binding; 3'-5' DNA helicase activity; single-stranded DNA helicase activity. The record is from RefSeq and is a predicted model, not a curated record. Lineage: Eukaryota; Metazoa; Arthropoda; Insecta; Neuroptera; Chrysopidae. Gene Ontology annotation, biological process: DNA replication; mitotic DNA replication initiation; double-strand break repair via break-induced replication. Bases 106 to 2733 code for a protein of 875 amino acids. The transcript has 3 exons. Gene Ontology annotation, cellular component: MCM complex; nucleus.
AUGAUUUUAGCGGGAAAGUGAGUUUUGGCAACAGGUGUUCCUUACAUUUUAUUUUAUUGUUUGUGUUAUUUUUUGUUGCAUUAAAAAUAUUAAAAAAGAAACAUAAUGAGUUCGCCGCCACCGUCUUCUGAUCGAGGAGCUAUGACUUCUCCAGCACCAGAUUUCGAACCAUUUGAAGAUGAAGGUGCACUUAUUGGAAACGAUGAUCCAGAAGUAGAAGAAGAAGAUGGGGAAGAAUUAUUUGGUGAUAAUUUGGAGAAUGAUUACAGGGCGAUGCCAGAACUCGAUCGAUAUGAAGCUGAUAAUUUGGAUGAUGAAGAUUACGAUCUUAUGUCUGAAGGCGAUCGUCAAGCAGCUGAAGCAGAAUUACGAAGAAGAGAUCGUGAACAAGGGAUCGUUCGUCGUGAUGAUCGAGAACUUUUUUAUGAGGAGUCUGAUGAAGAUGAAGCACCUAAACGUAAACGAAAAGCUGCUGAGAAAGCAGCGACCGGAGAAAUGGAAGAUACUGAAAUGAUUGAAUCUAUUGACAAUUUGGAAGACACAAAAGGAUAUAAUAUUCGUGAAUGGGUAUCAAUGUUAGGACCGCGUACCGAAAUUGCCAAUCGAUUUCGUAAUUUUCUACGUACAUAUGCAAACACAAAAGGUCAAUACAUGUAUCGUGAUCGAAUACGUCGUAUGUGCGAACUAAAUCAGUCAUCAUUUAUCGUUGAAUUUCCUGUACUCGCAAAUCAAGAAAAUGUUUUAGCAUAUUUCCUUCCAGAGGCUCCAUUUCAAAUGCUUGAAAUUUUUGAUGAAGUUGCUAAAAGUUUAGUUUUAAACAUUUUUCCAAGUUAUGAACGAGUUACAUCUGAAAUUCAUGUUCGUAUUUCGGAAUUACCGUUAAUCGAAGAACUUCGUACUUUCCGAAAGCUACAUUUGAAUCAAUUGGUACGAACAAAUGGUAUUAUAACUUCGACAACAGGUGUUUUACCACAACUUUCAGUCGUUAAAUACGAUUGUAAUAAAUGUGGGUACGUAUUAGGCCCGUUUGUUCAAACUCAGAAUGCUGAAGUGAAGCCUGGAUCGUGUCCGGAAUGUCAGAGCACCGGUCCAUUUAUGAUUAAUAUGGAGCAAACUGUUUAUCGUAAUUAUCAAAAAGUUACUGUACAAGAAUCACCUGGACGAGUUCCUGCUGGUCGAGUUCCUCGUUCAAAAAAUUGUGUUCUUCUUGCUGAUUUAUGCGAUCGUUGCAAGCCAGGUGACGAAGUCGAUAUAACGGCUAUAUAUACAAACAAUUAUGAUGGUUCCUUGAAUACAGCUAAUGGAUUCCCCGUAUUUUCUACAGUUUUACUUGCAAAUCAUAUCAUAGUAAAAGAUUCUAAACAAAUUGUACAAUCUUUAACCGAUGAAGAUAUCUUAACGAUUACUAAAUUGAGCAAAGAUCAUCGUGUAGCUGAUCGAAUAAUCGCUAGUAUAGCACCAUCAAUUUAUGGGCACGAUUAUAUUAAAAGAGGUCUUGCGUUAGCAUUAUUUGGUGGAGAAUCGAAAAACCCUGGACAAAAGCAUAAAAUUCGUGGUGAUAUCAAUGUACUUUUAUGCGGUGAUCCUGGUACAGCAAAAUCGCAAUUUUUAAAAUUCACUGAAAAAAUUGCUCCGCGGGCCGUAUUUACAACUGGUCAAGGUGCUAGCGCAGUGGGUCUUACAGCUUAUGUACGACGUAAUCCAACAUCACGAGAAUGGACUUUAGAAGCUGGUGCUCUAGUUCUUGCGGAUCAAGGUGUUUGUUUAAUUGAUGAAUUUGACAAGAUGAAUGAUCAAGAUCGAACUUCCAUUCAUGAAGCCAUGGAACAACAGUCAAUUUCAAUAUCCAAAGCUGGAAUUGUUACAUCAUUACAAGCUCGAUGUUCCGUUAUUGCUGCAGCUAAUCCAAUAGGUGGGCGAUAUGAUGCAAGUAUGACAUUUUCAGAAAAUGUCAAUUUAUCUGAACCGAUUUUAUCACGUUUUGAUAUAUUGUGCGUUGUCCGAGAUGAAGCAGAUCCAAUGCAAGAUAAACGUUUGGCCAGGUUCGUCGUUUCGUCACAUAUUCGCCAUCAUCCAAGUAAAUCCGACACUACUGUGAUACCCGAUAACGAGACCGAAGAUAUAUCAAUUCCGCAAGAUUUACUCAAAAAAUAUAUUGUAUAUGCUCGAGAACACGUUCAUCCAAAAUUACACAAUUUGGAUCAAGAUAAAAUUGCUAAAAUGUACAGUCAAUUACGUCAAGAAUCGUUAGCUACCGGAAGUUUGCCCAUUACGGUACGACAUAUUGAAAGUAUGAUUCGUAUGGCUGAAGCACAUGCACGUAUGCAUUUACGUGAUUUUAUCCAAGAAGGAGAUGUUAAUAUGGCGAUUCGAAUGAUGUUAGAAAGCUUUAUCGAAACACAAAAGUAUAGUGUGAUGAAAACUAUGCGAAAUACAUUCCAGAAAUAUUUAUCGUACAAGAAAGAUCACAGCGAACUCUUAUAUUACAUUUUACGGCAACUUACAAUGGAUCAAAUGACAUUUUUACGUUGUUUACAUGGCUCUGAAAUCACAUCGGUGGAAAUUAGUGAGAAAGAUUUAAUGGAUCGUGCCAAACAAAUUAAUAUCACAAAUCUAAAACCGUUCUAUGAAAGUGACGUUUUCAAGAAAAAUUAUUAUGUUCAUGAUCCAAAACGGAAGGUUAUUGUUUUAACGAUGCCAGAAGCUGCAAGUUUAAGUCAAGCAUCAGUUUAAGUAUUAUUUUUUUAAAUUUGUUUUUUGUACUUUAUUUGUUAGUUUUUAUAGAUUAAGCGUUAUAUAAGAAAUUUCGUGGAGCGGUUGAAUAAAAUUAAUCCAUGUUCGAAUUUUACUUUACGAAGGAAUUUUGAGAAAAUUUUGCGGGCGAAAAAAAUGCAUAGAGUAUGAGUUAAAGUAUAUAUUUCUAAUUCAAUACAAUUACAAAUUUUUCUUGAAGAAGUUCGUCAAGAUUUACCGUAGUAGAAAAUUUCCUCUAAUAUCAGAAUACACCAGAAAAUUAAUAUUCGUCUUAUGGAAAUCUCAUAUGAGUGAGUCUAUUCUUUUUAUAUUUUUGUUUCGUUUAUCACUUAAAAUAAGCUUUAAUUUUCUCAAGAUAUUGGCAUCCUAUAAAUAAAUAGAAUUGGCCUAUAGAUCAAUUAUUUUUUAAUUUUAAUUAUUUUUAAAUGUACUUUUCUAAAAUCCAACGCACUCUAAUGGACCCAAAACGUACUUGUACAAAAAAUUUACGGAAAAAAUAUUUUAAGCCUCAACAAACCAUUUUGUUGGAUGCCAUCGUAUACUGAUCAAA